AUGAAAUACAUAUUAGUAUCAAUUAUAUUAGUGUUAACAUUUAGUAAUUCAUGUAAAUCUUCAUUAUUCGAAAGUGACUCUUGUUAUUCUUUUGGAAGCGGCAAUGUUUUCCCUGGUGGUGCAAGAAAAAUUGAUCACAAAUUACAAUUCACUAAGGCUAUGAUUUCUAAGCCGGCACCGGAAUGGGAAGCUACUGCAGUUGUCAAUGGAGAAAUUACACAGCUUCAUUAUCAAGCUUCAGAGGGAAAUAUUUAGUAUUUUUCUUCUAUCCUCUAGAUUUCACUUUUGUUUGCCCUACAGAAAUCUUGGCGUUUUCUGAAAGAGUUGACGAAUUUAGAAAAAUAAACACAGAAGUUGUAGCAUGUUCGGUUGAUUCUCAUUUUACUCAUCUUGCUUGGAUAAACACCCCACGCAGAGAAGGGGGUCUGGGAAAAAUUAAUAUUCCGCUAUUGAGCGACUUAACUCACUCGAUUGCCAAGGACUAUGGUGUUUACCUAGAGGACGUAGGCCACACUUUGAGAGGCCUGUUCAUUAUUGAUGAUAAGGGUGUUUUGAGGCAGAUUACUAUGAAUGAUUUACCAGUUGGAAGAUCAGUUGAUGAAACUUUAAGACUUGUACAAGCAUUCCAGUAUACUGAUAAGCACGGUGAAGUGUGUCCUGCAGGGUGGAAACCAGGCCAAGAUACGAUUAUACCCAACCCAGAUGAAAAGAAAAAGUACUUUGAAAAAGUGGCGAAAAAUUAA
Spodoptera littoralis (African cotton leafworm) is the source of this 743-nucleotide messenger RNA. Lineage: Eukaryota; Metazoa; Arthropoda; Insecta; Lepidoptera; Noctuidae. The record is from the annotation of a GenBank genome assembly.